AUGAGAACUACAGCCUUUGAAGGUUUAUCAACGCGAGAGGAAAUGUCACUUCAAUUCUCUUUAAUGGAUUCAAAGGAUGUUCCCACAGAGUUGUUAUCUUGGAUACACCAGAUUUCCCGAUUGAACCUAUGGCAAGAGGCUUUACACUUCCUCAAAUUACCAAUAUCGGAAUCCGUACAGACACUAUCACAAGUAAAAAGUAGUGAAACAGGAGUUUUAACUAAUUCUUCUAGCUCUACUUCUAUUAUGUGUGAGUUAUUAAUUAGCACAUUUCUAUACUAUGGUCAUGGAGAAAGUGCUUUUCUGCUUUGGCGAAAGAGUUCUACUGUCUUUAACUUUGCACCUCCACCUAUGUUAAUGAUGAAACUUGCCGUGUAUGCUAUUCUUGUAGAUGAACAGGCACAAGAAGCCCUUGAUCUUGCAUCCAUGGUUUCCCUACAAACUGAUAGUAUGAAGAAGAGUGAAAAAACUCUUUUGAAGUGUUUUGAGUUAUGGAUUAAAUUCUACAUUACAUUUUUAAAUUUGAAAAAGUCAGUACUGCGAGAGGGAGAAUUUAAGUUAGAUAAUUCUGCUGAAGAAGUAUUUCUAAAGUUAUUAUGCCUUGCAUGUAGUCCUUCCUCAGAAGACACUGGAGAAUUGCCAGUUAAAAAAGGACCACACCUUGCUUUGCAUGCGGUUUUACUAUUAAUUUCCCUUGAGGGAGGAAAAGAGGAAUUACAAAGGGUAAUGCCUUUAUUAUCGGACGAUAAAUGUACUUUCCAAUGUCUCCAACAGGUUGCAAAUAUUUUACUAGACAAUUUUAUUAAAUCUAAACCUCAUGAAUUGUUUCUUCCCAAUACCUUUAUCUUCUUACUUGAACACUUAUUCCCUAUUCCAUUGGAUUGUUGUUUGAAAAAUGGCAAACCUGUGUUAUCUGGGUUACCUGUUUAUCAGUGUUUUUUUGAUGAAAAUAAUAAAACCCAGUUUAAAGAAGAAGAGGGAGAAGAAAAGAAAAAGAAGAAAAGGAAGAAUGUAUCCUUUCCUUCCUCUACUAUACAUUCAACAGUUGGGUUUGUAUUGUUAAAACGUUUACAAGAGCAUUCUCUUUUAAGGCCAUUUAUCUAUUCUAUCGUUUCGUAUGAUAUUGUGAGGACCAAUUCAUCCCUCCUAAUACAUGUAAUGAAGACUCCUGUAAAUUUUGAUACUAAUAAAGAAAUUUCCCAAAAUGUUGGUCAACAAUUACUUUCGAUUGUAAAGGAAGUUAUUAAACAUAAUUUUCAAACUGAAAAACAUCCAUUAUUAAUAUUGGGGUAUAUUUCUCGUAUUCUCGCACCAUUUCUUAAUUAUGGAUCGCAGAAGCGUCAAGAUAAUCCGCAAGUUACUGAAAGCUCUCUUCUUGUAAAUGAGAAUUUCUAUAUUUAUCUACUUAUCAGCCUUGUUGAGAUAGUCCAUGGUAGUGAUGUUAAGGCGUGGCAACGACUUGUGGAAGUUGUAACUAAUAUUAUUGUGAAAAAAAAAGAAACCGGACUUCAGACUCUUUUACCACUCUCUAUACGUAUGCAACUUCAUUUGCGUUGGUGGCUUCCAAACUUACUUACAUUAACAGAUACAACGCGUGAGGGAUUUAUUUUUAUGAAGUUAAAGAAACCUUUAUUUUUGGAAUCCACAAAAGAAUGGGAUUCUAUUGUGUGUGGAAUUUUAUGGAAUCUUAGUGAAAAAGAGAUUUAUAGUAAAGAUACAAAAAAUAUUGGCUGGAUACAAAGUAAUUCUGAUAUCUCAAAAAAAGAACAAAAUAUAUUUUUAAACUAUACUACAAACGAAUUAAACAUGAUAUUGAAUGUUGAGCGUUUGUUGGUGCAGCGAUUUAUACGAUGGGAGUGGCUCUUGAAAGGUAUUUGGGAAUUUGUACAUGAAAGUAAUAUAGAUAGACAUUAUACUCUAUGGGAAAACCUUCUUAGAGUUUGCUCUAGUACAUUGGAAAGAUGUCGAUUAUUUCACCGCAAUGAUAUCGCAAGAGACUUGAUGGAAGUUCUCUUUUUUCCUGCAAAACCUUUUUUAGCAUCAAAUUCAAUAUGUGAUAAAAGUAUUUGUAUCGAUAAUAAGAAAGAUAAUAAUUAUAAUAAUAGUAGAGGAAUAAACGGGAAUAGUGUGAACAGUACAAUGGCUAUGUUACUCUUUGCAGGUAUAAUAGAUAAUUCAACACGUAUCACUUUAUUGAUGGAAUGGCGAUGGCGUUUUUUUGAUGAAAUAUUUCGAUGGCUUUUUGCUUUUCAGGCCUGGGAUAGAAUUCAAGAAGUACAAUAUUGGCCUCCUAGCCAUUUACAUAGUACUCAUCAAUGUUUUUUAUCACUACAGUGGUAUUUGGAGGAUCUUAACAGAGGUAUGAGUAAAAAUAAAACGAUAGGUAGUAGUGAACAAAAACGUGUGCGUGAUCUCUUUGAUUGGUAUGAAAGUGUUGCUUGUAUGGAUGUUUCACUACGAAUCCCACAAAUUCUUCUUCCAUUGGCUCGUGCUCUACAACGAGGCAAACUCCUUAAUUGUUUGAGUACACUACUACGGAAUACUUUUAAUGACUUAAAUACCAAGUUUCAUCAACCAAGGAACGCAUCAAUGUCAAGGAAAGUAAAAGAUGGAUUAAUAUUUUUAUGUGUUCAGUAUAAUGUAAAUGUGGCUUGUAUGAAAAGAGAUGAUACCGCAGAUGUCACUGCAGAACUUUCUCAUUCUGCUUAUGAGAAUGCACAACGUACAAUAGCGGCUUUGGUAGAAGUGUAUAUUCUGACCCUUUGGGAAAAUAAUUAUUUUUCAGAAGUUAAAACGAUGCUGUUGAAACCUAUUUCAUUUAAUCCUGACUCAAGAGACUCGCAAGUAUCAUCAUUAAUUUCAUAUCCUGAAAAAACAAAGGAAAUGAUCUCCUUAUUUAACUGUGAUGAUAUUGCGUUUCUUUUACCAGUAUCAGAACGUGAGGCAAUGCGAUUACUACUUAUUCUUACACUUGCACAACACUAUGAUGAAAGUUCUCUUUCAAUUUUAUUUCGACAACUCCCUCGAUUUAAAGCAGAUCCUACUCUUGUUAUUGCCAAUAUCCAACGUCUUGUGAAUCAAGAACCGCAUCUCUUUACUCCUUUUGCGGAUACUGCUCAAAAAUUAUCCAUGGGAACAAUACGAUUACGUGAAGCAUGUACAACUAUUGCUCUUCAGUAUAGAAAAAAAGAGGAACAAGGAAAAAUAAUGGAUUUAAAGAAUGGAAAAGAAGAAGCUCCCAUACAUAAUAUGAGAGAUUUAAACCGUUGUAUUGAUAAUUGUAAUUGGGAAUUGGCACUUGAGGCCAUUCCACGUAUAGUUGCAGAACCUCUUCAUGCAGCACGUAAAGGAUUACUGGCAUGUGAAAAAGCACCAAAAGGUAUGGCCUGGGAAGGUGCGAUGCGUAUCUUUAUGAACUCUAACCACACAUGGGAGAAACAUCAAUCUCAGAAUACAAAAAAAACUUCCUCAUCCUCUUCUUCCUUUUCCUUUACAGUGGGGAUUCAAGAACUCGGACGGAUAAUGACACUACUUGCAAAUGCAAAACGUUGGCGUGAAGCCUUACAAAUAUUUGAAUCCCUUACUCCUUCCGCUAUAGAUGGAUACAUCUUUUCUCAAACCUGUUUCGCCUUAUGUAGUGGUGGACAUCCUGAAUUGGGUGUUGAUGUGUGGGCAAAGUGGCGAGCUGCGGUGGGAGAUGCGGUGGAGCCAACAGCGCAGAUGUGCGGACACUUUUUACGUUGUGGAGUGACAGGAGACACCGCAAUGGCAGAUGCCGCUUGUCUAAUGUUAAAAGAAAGCGUCACGAAGAGAGGGAGUUUAUGUAAAGAGAAGGGGGAGGAGGAAAAAGAUAAGAAGAAGAAGAAUAAGAAUAAGAAAAAUAUUGUACCAGGUACAGAUCUACCGCUUUCUCUAGAAAAGGAGGAAAGAAAUAUUAUUACACUACUCCGUGAUCGUUGGCAUGAAAGUUGGCAGAAGGCCUUACAACUCGCCCUUGUAAGUGGACGACCACGUAUAAUUGAAGCUGUUUCGUGGAGAACUCCCAGUAAUUAUCAUUUAUAUAAGGCUUUCAUGCAGGAUGCCGCUCAAAAGGGUCGUCAUCUUUCUUUAGAGGAACGUAGCGCCAUCGCAGGGCAUUUAGAUAUUAAGACGGCUUUGGAAACUGAAAAGAGUACUAAUGGUGCCAGCAAAGAUCGCACUGUUCGCGUUCUGCAGGAAAUCCUCGGUGAAGAGAAUGAUGAUAAUAAUGAUAAUAAAAAUAAUGAUACUGAUGUUGAUAACGGUGGUGAUAAUACUAAUCAACGUCAAGGAGAUUAG
Messenger RNA from Trypanosoma theileri, 4317 nucleotides. RefSeq names its product putative ubiquitin-protein ligase-like. NCBI's taxonomy places the organism in Eukaryota, Euglenozoa, Kinetoplastea, Trypanosomatida, Trypanosomatidae. The transcript has a single exon. The record is from RefSeq and is a predicted model, not a curated record. The coding region runs from base 1 to 4317 and encodes 1438 amino acids.